AUGUCAAAUCUUACCAAGCUUGAAUUUGUGGCACUUGAUAUCUCGGGCAAAAACUACUUGUCAUGGAUCCUUGACGCCGAGAUCCACUUGGAUGCCAUGAAUCUCGGAAAGACAAUUAAGGAAGAAAAUAAUGCGUCCUUGCAGGACCGUGCAAAAAUUAUGAUUUUUCUUCGCCAUCACCUCCAUGAGGAAUUAAAAAUAGAGUACCUCACGGUUAACGAUCCACUUACACUGUGGAAAAAUUUGAAAGAACGAUAUGAACACCAGAAAACUGUGAUCCUUCCAAAAGCUCGCUAUAACUGGAUCCACCUGCUAUUGCAGGAUUUUAAAAGUGUAAGUGAGUACAAUUCAGCCUUGUUUAAAAUUAGCUCACAAUUAAAAUUAUGUGGAGAAAAAAUUACUGAUGAUGAUAUGUUAGAAAAAACAUACUCCACAUUUCAUGCCUCAAAUGUGCUCCUGCAGCAGCAAUAUAGAGAGCGCAGAUUUACCAAAUAUUCUGAGCUAAUUUCUUGUUUGUUGGUGACUGAACAGAAUAAUGAGCUUUUGAUGAAAAACCACCAGUCCCAUCCAACUAGAUCUGUUCCAUUCCCAGAAGCGAAGGUGUCCUCAUUUCACGGCCAUAGACGUGGACGUGGACGCGGACGCAGACGUAGUGGUGGUCGUAGAUAUGGUCGCAAUAGAAAUAAUUAUAAUAAUUGUGGUGGUCAUAAUUCCUCAUUGACUCCCAGAAGGAACUCCACACCGUCCCACCAGAAGUGGAAUUCAAAUGCGACCAAGUAG
Cornus florida is the source of this 780-nucleotide messenger RNA. RefSeq lists its product as uncharacterized. NCBI's taxonomy places the organism in Eukaryota, Viridiplantae, Streptophyta, Magnoliopsida, Cornales, Cornaceae. Bases 1 to 780 code for a protein of 259 amino acids. The transcript has a single exon. The record is from RefSeq and is a predicted model, not a curated record.